Messenger RNA from Colletotrichum aenigma, 456 nucleotides. RefSeq lists its product as uncharacterized. NCBI's taxonomy places the organism in Eukaryota, Fungi, Ascomycota, Sordariomycetes, Glomerellales, Glomerellaceae. The coding region runs from base 1 to 456 and encodes 151 amino acids. The transcript is spliced from 7 exons. The record is from RefSeq and is a predicted model, not a curated record.
AUGUUCAAAAGCGCGGAGACAAACAUCCAAAGUUUUGUCGCGCUGUUGCCCAAGGUGAGGCGGGUUAAAAGCCGGGUCAUCCCAGCUGCUCAAACGGCGACAAGUCGGUGGCAACGGCGUAACGUGAGUACUAUGGUCGUACUCAGUAUGGUCGGCACGUCCUUGCGUCGGGUUCGUCUGCCGUUUGACGCCCACGUAUCCCAGCGGCUUGGUGUGGUUGACGCUUGUCGGACACCGAGUAUUUUCCAUCGAAAGAAUCCCUCGCUGAUUGAUCUCCCCCUUCAUCCUCGGUGCUCCGUUAUUGUCAAGAAGGUAUGUGCGGCUGUCACGGCCAAGUUCUCCGACCUCAUUGUCUCGAAACCGCUUACUUCGAUGAAAUGUGACCCAGCAUACGCCUGUACUAUGCACCAAAAGUGGCCAUUGCAGAGCAUCCGAACCAACAACGUCCUUGCUUAA